This is a messenger RNA of Meloidogyne enterolobii, 222 nucleotides long. Lineage: Eukaryota; Metazoa; Nematoda; Chromadorea; Rhabditida; Meloidogynidae. The record is from the annotation of a GenBank genome assembly.
AUGAUUGAAAUUACAAUAAAUGACAGGCUUGGAAAGAAAGUUCGAAUUAAAUGCAACCCUACCGACACAAUUGGAGAUUUAAAGAAAUUAGUUGCUGCACAAACUGGAACUAGAGCAGACAAGCUAGUUUUGAAAAAAUGGUAUACAACAUACAAGGACCACAUUACACUCCAAGACUAUGAAAUACAUGAUGGUUUUAAUUUUGAAUUGUAUUAUCAAUAA